AUUUACCGCGGCCCGACCAAGCUGCUGUAUCGCGGCUUGUCGCACGGUCCCGCCGCCUGUACCUCUGCCGCCAUCGCCGCUGCAUCGCCCGCAUGUGCGAUAGUGCCAUCGAGACGCCGGCGACGAAGGCCCAUGACGUCGACGCGACGCCCACGAAGGCGCUGGCGCGAUCUUUGACGCUGGUCGUAUCUUCGCCGCGCAACGACAUUGCGCAGACGCCGGGCCGCACGGCCGUGCGCCUGCUCAACUUUUCGCGCCGGCCGCAGCAGGCCAAGCAGCCGUACGACGCGCCGGUCUCGACGCUGCUGCGCGCGCGUGGCGUCAAGCUCUCGCCGCGGCCGCUCUCGCCCGGCCACGAGACCCUGCCGCUCGACGUGCGAUGGAAGAAGCGCGCCCGGUCGAGCUCGAAAGGCCUCGUCGACGCGACCGGGCCGAAGAAAUCCAAAUGCUCGCCGCCGCCCGUCGCGCUCACGUACCCGUCGCGCGUGAAGGGAAAGGCCAAGAUGUCGACGGCGAUCGACGCUGCGAUCCGGCAUUUCCAGCGCGACCAGCUCAAGACGACGACGUACUACCACGCACCGACGUGCCAUGUCGUCGUCGCGCGCACGCAGGGCACGCGGCCGUACAUGGAGGACGAACACGUGGUGCAGAAACAGGUGUUUGAGGACUCGGGCGCAAGCGUCUUUGGCAUCUUUGACGGGCACAACGGCGGGUGGGCGGCCGAGUUUGCCUCGACGCGCCUCGUCGAACUCGUGAGCGCGCACGACGGUCUGCACGCGAUCGCAUCGCGCUACGCACCGCUCUCGAUGACAGCCGACGUGCCGCUGGACGUGUCUGAGGACGACGUGGCCUCUGUCUACGAGGGCCUCACCGAGGUCUUCCUCGCGCUGGACGACGAGAUCCUCACGCAGACCAUCGCACGCAAGCAGCGCGACGGCGCGACCGGGCUCGUGCUCUUGGUGCUGGGGCCCCACGUGUUCUGCGCCAACGUCGGAGACACGCGGGCCGUCCGGGGCACGUGGUCCAAGGCCGACGACAGCGUGUGCACAGACCGCGUCUCGCUCGACCACAAGCCGACGCUCGAGGCGGAGACGGCGCGCAUCGUCGCGGCCGGGGGGCAGGUGAUCUUCUCGGGCUGCUGGCGCGUCGCGCAUGAAAAGGUCGGCCUCCGGCUCGCGGUCAGUCGGUCGUUUGGCGACCACCCGCUCAAGCUGCAGCUCCCGUCGUCCUGCGCCGCGCCGCUCGUCUCGUGCGUGCCGAGUCUGCGGCAUUUCCGCAUCGACACCGAGUCGGCCGCCGACUUUGUGGUCCUCGCCAGUGACGGUCUCUGGGAUCGGCUCGACGACGACGAAGCGGUCGAAACGGUGCAGACGGCGCUGGCGCAGGCGGCGGCCGGCGAGGGCGGCUUGAAGGACCGACUCAAAGCCGCAGCCAACGCGCUCAUCCAGUCGGCGCUCGAACGCAAGAGCUACGACAACAUUACGACGCUCCUCGUGGUCCUCAAGGCGCCGUCGGUCGUUGCGUUGACGUCUUAAGUUAUAUACAUGUAUAUCCAUCUGCAACCC
Saprolegnia parasitica CBS 223.65 is the source of this 1565-nucleotide messenger RNA. RefSeq lists its product as hypothetical. The coding region runs from base 93 to 1535 and encodes 480 amino acids. Lineage: Eukaryota; Oomycota; Saprolegniomycetes; Saprolegniales; Saprolegniaceae. The transcript has 3 exons. Gene Ontology annotation, molecular function: protein serine/threonine phosphatase activity. Gene Ontology annotation, biological process: protein dephosphorylation. The record is from RefSeq and is a predicted model, not a curated record.